This is a messenger RNA of Microthlaspi erraticum, 255 nucleotides long. The record is from the annotation of a GenBank genome assembly. Lineage: Eukaryota; Viridiplantae; Streptophyta; Magnoliopsida; Brassicales; Brassicaceae.
AUGAGAAGACAGAUCUCGUGGGACGAGAAGGGGAAAGGGAAGAUGGUGGACCAAGCACCACCGAGGAUCCGAGUGAAAGCGCCAAAUCUGGAUACAACAACCCUAGUCAAGAAGCACGAGCUCACGCUCAUCGGCAGAGUGACAAAUCCCCAAGAACAACAGAUGAGAAAAAUGUUUCCUUACUUGAUAAGGAAAUGGAAACUGAAGGGGAACGCAGUGGGGUCAGAUAUGGGACGCGACUGCUUCCAGUUCUAG